CAGAAGGAAACCGAAGGAAACAGUCGAUACAUGGAAAAUGAUAAAUCUUACAAAUGUUUUUUGUUUUUGAUUAAAAGUUGAUAUACAAUUAUGUUUACAGUUCUUUUUCAGUGUUUCCUAUUCACCAGCCUAAUUCUUUGUAGCCAUGGAUUUUAUGUACCCGGUGUUGCCCCGGUCGAGUUCAAAAAAGGCCAAAGAAUUGAACUUAAAGCUGUUAAAAUGACGAGUAUACAUACACAACUUCCAUAUGAAUAUUAUUCCUUGCCCCUAUGCUUACCAAAAAAUGGUACAUUUGUAUACAAAUCAGAAAAUCUGGGCGAAGUUUUACGGGGUGACCGUAUUGUUAAUACCCCGUAUGAAGUUCAUAUGGCUGAAAACAUUAAAUGUAGAUUAUUAUGCCAUCAAAAGAACAAUCCAAUCAACUGGAGUGUAGAAGAAUCUGAAAAGGUUGCAAGUCGUAUUGAACAUGAAUAUUUUGUGCAUUUGUAAGUUAAAAUGUUUAACUAUUUCAGUUUUUAUUUCUACCGACACAUAUUAUCACAGAUACUAAGAAGCCGCUUUGGGAAAGUGCUUUUUAGGUGCAUUAAUUCUCUCUUAUGGAGAUCUUGGUCAGGGUUAUGUUGGUUCGAGUUUUGUUAUACCAGUUAUACAGUUUCACCAGAUAUAUUUGUUCUUUAUUUUUUGUUUUUGCAAUGUAUGACACAUUGUAGAUAAUAAGUUGGUGUAAUAGCAGUAGCCUAACAAAAUAUCCCCUAAAGUGUAAGAUUUUUAUACACUUUAUUUUGUUUCCAUAAUCACUGCUUUCUAUUAAACUUUUUUAUUAUUAGGAGUGUCACACACCAUCGUCGCCACCAUUGUUAGGCUACUGCUACUGCAACCAACCUAUUCGAUGUGUCAUACAAUGCAUUGACAAAAAAUUAAGAAUAAAUAGGCUGAUUGAUAAUUUACCAGUAGCAACAAGAGUUAUAAAUGUUGAAACUGGUGAGAGAACUAUCGAGCAAGGUUAUCGACUUGGAUUUAUGUCUAAGGGAAAGGCAUACAUCAAUAAUCAUCUUAAAUUAUUGUUGAAGUACCAUAAACAUAGUCAAGACUCAUACAGAGUGGUGGGUUUUGAAGUUGAGACAUUUUCUAUAGAUAGAGAUGAACUCACAUUCCUAGAUGAUUUUGGAUGUCAGUUUUCAUCCAAUCUUAAACCUCAAUUGGUCAAUGAAGAUACUGGCACUAAACUUUAUUUCACAUACUCAGUAGAAUGGGGUGAAUCUGACAUAAGUUGGGCAUCCAGAUGGGAUAUAUAUUUAGGCAUGAAAGAUGUGCAAAUUCAUUGGUUCUCCAUAGUAAACUCAAUUGUUGUCCUAUUUUUCCUGUCAGGUAUCUUGACAAUGAUUAUGGUGAGAACUUUGAGAAGGGAUAUUGCACGUUAUAAUUCUGAUGAAAGCAUUGAUGACAUGAUGGAAGAAACUGGAUGGAAAUUAGUUCAUGGUGAUGUCUUCCGCCCACCUCCUAAGAGGAUGCUUUUCGCAGCUGUGAUUGGAAGUGGAAUCCAAGUAUUUCUGAUGACUCUUAUAACGAUUUUCGUAGCUAUGCUGGGCAUGUUAUCACCUGCUAGCCGUGGUGCAUUAAUGACUGCUGCUAUAUUCUUGUAUGUGUUCAUGGGCCUUGUCGCUGGCUACUACUCGGCCCGCCUAUAUACCACAAUGAAAGGGAAACAAUGGAAGCAAGCUGCAUUCCUUACAGCCACAAUAUAUCCUGCGAUUGUAUUUGGAACUUGCUUCUUUUUAAAUUUCUUCAUAAUGGGAAAACAUUCCAGUGGAGCAGUUCCAUUUUCAACUAUGAUGGCUCUAUUAUGUCUGUGGUUUUGUAUAUCUUUGCCACUCGUCUAUUUAGGGUAUUAUUUUGGCAUUCGAAAACAGCCUUUCCAACAUCCAGUUAGGACAAACUUUAUCCCCAGAAAAGUCCCUGAGCAAGUUUGGUACAUGAAUGUAUUUAUAUGUAUAUUGAUGGCCGGUAUUCUUCCAUUUGGAGCUGUUUUCAUCGAAUUGUUCUUCAUAUUUAAUGCAUUAUGGGAAAACCAAUUCUAUUACUUAUUUGGAUUCCUAUUUCUCGUGUUUUGCAUUUUGAUGAUAUCAGUCUCACAAAUUUCCAUUGUGAUGGUAUAUUUUCAACUUUGUGGUGAGGACUAUCACUGGUGGUGGAAAAGCUUUAUUGUGUCUGGCGGAUCAGCCGUAUACAUUCUGAUAUAUUCAAUAUUUUAUUUCCUCACUAAGCUGGAAAUAACUGAAUUUAUACCAACUCUUCUCUACAUUGGCUACACAGGACUCAUGGUGUUAACCUUUUGGCUUUUAACUGGCACAAUGGGAUUCUUUGCGGCAUACACGUUUAUAAGAAAAAUUUAUGGCGCAGUUAAAAUUGAUUAGAUUUACACUUACUCAACUUGGAGAAUCAACACAUCAUAUUUAUUUUGGUUGUUUUUCAGACUAACGGACAAUGUACCUACACGAAUGGUGUUUAUCAAUAUAGUGUGUAAAUAAGUUUAUCACAUAAUGCAUUUUAUGAUAAUUAAUAUUGUAAUUAUUAAGUUUAGCCUUUAAAUAUUUUUCAUGAGCGCAUCGCAAAGAGCGAUGAUUAAUAUUGUAAUUAUUAAGUUAAGCCUUUUAAUAUUUUUCAUGAGCGUAUCGCAAAGAUCUCGUCCUGGAAUUAGAAUAGACAAUAAAGCAGGAAGUGUGAUUAUUAUUUGUUUUAAUUUCACAGACUCCGUUUAAUAUCA
This is a messenger RNA of Chilo suppressalis (striped riceborer), 2764 nucleotides long. Lineage: Eukaryota; Metazoa; Arthropoda; Insecta; Lepidoptera; Crambidae. The record is from the annotation of a GenBank genome assembly.